Molecule: messenger RNA, 741 nt
Organism: Funneliformis caledonium
Lineage: Eukaryota; Fungi; Glomeromycota; Glomeromycetes; Glomerales; Glomeraceae
Source: the annotation of a GenBank genome assembly
AUGACAUCUAACAUUAAUCCAUCCGCAACUUCUUUUUCCAUUUCGGUUAAUAAGGGGAAAUCCCCACCAAAAAGAUCUCAUUCCCCCGACACACAUCAACCCUCACGUCAACAAUCAAGAAAUCAUCGUAGAAGGCACACCUUACCUUCAAAAUUUCACCAUCAUCCAAACACCACUAAUAAUCCCCCAUAUUCAAAGCAUGCCCAUCAUUACGAGAUGGGGGAUUCAAUUGACACCACCUCGUUAAAUCAAGGAAUCGUGUUUUAUCAAGAUUCAGAUAAUGGGGAAGUAGAUUAUUAUUGGGAUCAUGACAACGAAUCGGAAAUUUGUUCUCCUUCGUUAAUGCCCGGGAAUUCCGAAAUAAUUGCGUACGAUAAGGUUUCCGGAGAUUCCUCCGAUCUUGAAGAAAAGUACUUUAAGAUCAUGGCCAGGGAAUUGAGUAGGCAACAAACCGCCGAACCAACAGAAGAUAUGGACGUAGAUAACACCUCACCUCCCAAGGAUGAUGAACAAGACGUGAAUGACAUGAUUAAAGAAAUGAACGAGUUAUUAAAGAACAACGAUCUAGGAUCGAAAGAGGCCCGUUCACCGCCUUCGCCGACGUCACCACGUGACCCGGAAAGAGGAGAUCCGGUGUUAAGCGAAGAGGAAGAGAAUGCAGAAGGAGCCGUCCACAUGCCCGAGCAUGACCCGGAAUUUCAGGAUGAGGCUGGUUUGGGAAGUCGCAUUUUGUGCGGAUGA